AAACCUGAAUGCUUGGAACCUUAAGAGUGUAGUGGGCAGCCACCUGUCUGUCUCCUACUCAAGCUGCUGCUGCUGUCAUAGCCCUGGACCGAGACCAUGAACAAGCUGCUGUUUCUGCUUGGAGUGUCUAUCCUUGUCUGCCUUCUUUCAGAAGCUUUUGCUCAGACAGACCUCACAGGAAAGGUAUUUGUGUUCCCCAGAGAAUCUGACACCGAUUAUGUGAAGCUGAUUCCACAUCUGGACAAACCUCUGGAGAACUUUACACUGUGUUUUCGAGCCUAUACUGACCUUUCUCGCCCUCAUAGUCUUUUCUCCUACAAUACCAAUGAUGGAAACAAUGAGCUGCUAGUUUAUAAGGAAAAAAUUGGAGAAUACGGACUGUACAUUGGAAAUGUGGGAGCCACAGUCAGUGGGGUAGAAGAAUUUGCUUCUCCUGUGCAUUUCUGUACCAGUUGGGAGUCCUCUUCUGGCAUUGCUGAAUUUUGGGUCAAUGGGAAACCUUGGGUUAAAAAGGGUCUGCAGAAGGGAUACACUGUGAAAUCCCAACCCAGUAUUGUCAUAGGACAGGAGCAGGAUUACUUUGAAGGAGGUUUUGAAAAGUCCCAGUCCUUUGUAGGAGAGAUUGGGGAUUUGAACAUGUGGGACUAUGUGCUAACCACAGAAGAAAUUAAAUCUGUAUACCAAGGUUCCCCUCUUGAGCCUAACAUUCUGGAUUGGCAGGCUCUGAAUUAUGAAAUGCAUGACUAUGCAGUCAUUAGGCCCCGUGUGUGGCAUUAAGAUCUUAGAACAAAACCUCAUGAAAAUGAAAUGACUAAUGUCCAAGAGGUCAAGUCAGCACAACUCAAUACUUAAUCCUGAAUCUGCAGCCUUUUCUUCCUUGUGAACUUCCUAUCUACUUAUCUCCCCAAUAAAAAUAUUAUCCAGUUCUGCCUGCA
Molecule: messenger RNA, 935 nt
Organism: Phodopus roborovskii (desert hamster)
Lineage: Eukaryota; Metazoa; Chordata; Mammalia; Rodentia; Cricetidae
Gene: Apcs
Product: amyloid P component, serum
Exons: 2
Coding region: 97-777 (226 amino acids)
Biological process (GO): innate immune response
Molecular function (GO): complement component C1q complex binding
Source: RefSeq, a predicted model, not a curated record